This is a messenger RNA of Candidozyma duobushaemuli, 2724 nucleotides long. Its product is annotated as hydrolase. Bases 1 to 2724 code for a protein of 907 amino acids. Gene Ontology annotation, biological process: ergosteryl 3-beta-D-glucoside catabolic process. Gene Ontology annotation, molecular function: steryl-beta-glucosidase activity. The transcript has a single exon. The record is from RefSeq and is a predicted model, not a curated record. Lineage: Eukaryota; Fungi; Ascomycota; Pichiomycetes; Serinales; Metschnikowiaceae.
AUGAAAAGUGCCAGAACCGUCAUUUCUGACCGUUUGAGUUUGUACUCGGCAGGCCCGGGUUUUGCAGGCUCAGGGGUCCGUCCGCUUCGAAAGCGUUUUGACCCAAACGAACCAAUCACUCCUACUGAAAACGACACCAACACUAUCUUACCUUGUGAACCUUUACACGUUGAAGAUGGCCACUUGGUUGAUGCUCUGGGCCGCAAAAGAAUGCUUAAGGGUAUAAACGUGGACUCUGCUAUGAAGUUCCCCACUAAACCCAGCAUGCCUUCGUAUGAGGGCAACUCGCUGGACCCUGACAAUGUGUUCUUUGAUGGUGACAACGUUUCUUUUGUGGGAAGGCCGUUUCCGUUAGAAGAAGCUGAGCUCCAUUUGAACCGUAUCAAGAGUUGGGGCUUCAACGUUAUUCGUUACUUACUUACCUGGGAAGCUAUAGAACAUGCUGGCCCAGGCAAGUACGACGACGACUUUGUCAACUAUACGAUUGAGAUUCUUAAAAUCAUACACAAGGUUGGAGGAUUAUACGUAUUCAUGGAAUGCCACCAGGACGUCUGGUCACGUUACUCUGGUGGCUCUGGUGCUCCUCUCUGGACGUUCUAUGCUGCUGGCCUCGAGCCCAAGAAUUUCAGUGCCACAGAAGCGGCCAUCUUGCAAAACGAUGAAAGAUUCGAAAGAGCUCACGACCAAGAGUGCUACCCCAAGAUGCUCUGGACCACUAAUUACAAACGGUUGGCAUCGUUCACCAUGUUCACGCUCUUCUUCGCUGGUAGCACAUACUUCCCUCACUUGAGAAUCAACGGCGUUAACAUCCAGACGUUCCUUCAGAAAAGCCAUCUCAAGGCCAUGGGCUACCUUUGGCGCAAGGUCACCGAUGCUGUCCCUGAAAUGCUCGAGGACAACACGCUUCUAGGCUUUGAGUCCAUCAACGAGCCAAACUGCGGUCUUGUCGGUCAAGCCCACAUGGGCCAUCUUCCAGGCAACCAGCAUUUACGUUUAGACACCACGCCCACGGUAUACCAGUGUUUCCGUUUGGGUAUGGGUCUUCCUGUUGAGGUUGAUGUCUACAAGAUUACUGUUUCCGGACCUCAGAAAGACGGAUCACGUAUGGUGGACCCACAUGGCGUCCGUGCCUGGCUUCUGGCUGAUGACCUUAAGAAGGUUGACGCACACUACAAUUGGAGACGUUCGGGUUGGAAAGGUGAAUGUAUCUUUGCCGGUUUGAAGAUCUGGAAAUGGAACAAGUUCGCAGACUGGGACAAGGUAAACCUCAUGUCCUUGGAACGCAGACUAGAGUUCAGUUAUCAAGAGUGUCAGUUGGUGGUGCCAAACUAUUUCAACCAGGUGUCGCCACGUAUCUCGUUUAACGUUAUCGACGACAAGCUUCCUAACCAGAUCGACUUGCACUUCUUCAUUAAUCACUUCUUUGUGGAGUACUACAGAAGACUCAAGAAAACGAUUCGCUCCAUCACUCCUGGUGUAUUCAUGCUUAUCGAACCACCAGUGUUAGAGCCUCCGCCAGCACUUAAAGAUGACGAGCGCGGGCUCAUUGACGAUCGUACUAUUUAUUGCCCUCACUAUUAUGAUGGCUUAUCCCUUUUGAUGAAGACUUGGAACGAUAAGUAUAACGUCGACACUUUGGGAAUCAUGCGUGGUCGCUACUUGAACCCUGUGUUGGGUCUUGUGGUUGGCGAACGAGCAAUCAGAAACUGCAUCAAGAAACAGUUCUGUGAAAUUGUCAGCGAGGCAAGGGACCUCUUAGGCAACGUGCCUGUGCUUAUGUCCGAGACAGGUAUGCCAUUUGACAUGGAUGGCAAGAGAGCUUAUGAAGAUGGCCGGUACACUUCUCAAACAGCUGCUAUCGAUGCCUUGGCGAAUGCUUUAGAAGGUCUGAGAAUGCAUCACACCUAUUGGUGUUACACGAGUAUCAACUGUCACAAGUGGGGCGACCGCUGGAACAACGAGGACUUUUCGUUUUGGUCUCCUGAAGACAGAGAUCUUGCGUUCGACGACGAUGAGGAUGUUGACACUUCUUCACCAUCGAGAAGAAGCAGUGUGACUCCUUCACUUAGAGCCAUAAGGGCACUUAAGGAGACUGCUGGUUCUUCGUCGAUCAUCAAAACUAGAUUGAACUACCAUAAGAAGCGGUUAAUGCCAAACAUGUUCAAAAAACAAUUCUGUGGGGACGAGGACACGCUUGAUGAUGAUUAUGAACCUAGCUUUGAUAAUUCGACACUCAUUUCAGUCUCCAGUGACAACCUUCGCUACAAGCACAUGAAGAACUGCUACCCUUCCCCAGAUGGGCUUCGUGCCCCUAGCGCUGUCCUUCGUCCAUUCCUCAUGUCCUCUGUGGGUGUUGUCAAGGACACCGAGUUUGACAUAAAAGCAGCAAAGUUCGCCCUUACCGUGACUAUCAAGGAGGAGUUGGACGAGGAGACUCUUGAAAAAUGCCCUACAGUUAUCUUUGUUCCCAAGUGGCAUUUCCCGUUCUUGAACUACAACGAUAUUUAUUUGACGUCUGGUCAUGUCAAGUACAAUGAAAAACUUGAGUACUUGGAGUGGUACCAUUUCGACACUGAUGACACUGCCAAUAGCAGCUCCACAUCAUCUAUGGCUCGUGCUCCCACUGAUGAUGAAACUAUUAUAAUCAAAAAUCACAGCGGUAAAUACGAGGAUAUUUCCCAGAAGGACGAAAACCUCUUAGGGGACGUAUGCACAAUCGUUUAG